Corvus hawaiiensis (hawaiian crow) is the source of this 1838-nucleotide messenger RNA. Its product is annotated as alpha-1B-glycoprotein-like. Gene Ontology annotation, biological process: cell surface receptor signaling pathway. Lineage: Eukaryota; Metazoa; Chordata; Aves; Passeriformes; Corvidae. The transcript has 7 exons. Gene Ontology annotation, molecular function: transmembrane signaling receptor activity. The record is from RefSeq and is a predicted model, not a curated record. The coding region runs from base 78 to 1439 and encodes 453 amino acids.
UUCCAGCCUCUCUUCCGAUCCUUUUCCCAUGGGUGACACCUUCAGACCUCCAUCCCCCCGCCCCCAACAUCUCGGUGAUGCCGGUGAAGCCACGGUUCCUCAUCGGUGACACCAUGUCCAUCAUCUGCACCGCGCCGGCGAGCAAGGACAGGAUCCAAGGGUUCCGCUUUUCCAGGAUGCCCGGUUUGGUCACGGACUUCCGGUCGUCCAAGAGGACCUUUGUCCACACCUUCAACAUCACCGGCCCGCAGGACGGGGGCUCCUACACCUGCUCCUACACUGUCUUCCGGGGAUCCCACAGCUCCACCCAGUCCCUGAAGAGCCAGGCUGUGGUCAUCAACGUCCAAGAUCGUCCAGCCAAACCCAACUUGACGGUGACACCUUCCAGUGUCACCAUUGAAGGGCAGCCCCUUGUCUUCUUCUGCGCGGCCCCACCGGGUGACGCCGAGAGGAGAUUUGGGUUCUUCCAGGGGGAACUCAAGGUCACGGACGGGAUCCAGGAAGAUUCCGGAGGCGCCGGCACCCGGCUGCAGGUGGAGAAGAGUGGCCUGAACCAGACCGGGAAUUUCAGCUGCCGCUACGAGGAGAUGACUGAGGGCCGUUGGAUCGAGUCCUACGCCAGUGACGCCAUCCAGGUCAUCGUCAAAGAUCCGUGUCCUCCCCCGCAUCUGUCCGUGGAGCCGCCCUCGGGCGUGGUGGCCGUGGGUCACCGGCUCCGCCUGACCUGCGCCGCACCCCGGGACGACUUCCGGCGGCGCUUCCGCUUCUUCUGGGAUGGGGCCGAGGUGACAUCGGGCACCGGCGACACCAGGGACACCAGGGACGGCGCCGAGCUGCUCUUCCCACAGAUUUCCCAGGAACUCGCCGGGAAUUUCAGCUGCCGGGUGGAGGAGGAGGUGGGCGGGGCCUGGGUGGAGGCCCCGCCCAGCCGGGGCGUGGUCGUGGUGGUCAGGGGCCCUCCCUCCCAGCCCAUCCUCCUCCUGUCCCCUCCCUCGGACGCUCCGGACGGCUCCGAAUCCCAAAUUUCCCUCACCUGCCUCGUCCCCUCCCCCUCCGGCGACGCCCAGCGCCGCUUCCGCUUCUACCGCGAUGGCUCCGAGACCACCAUGAGCCCCCUGGCCGAAAUCUCCAUCCCCGUCCCCUCUGCGGCCGCGGCCGGAGCCGGACACUUCAGCUGCCAGUACGAGGAGGAGCUGGACGGCCGCUGGGUGCUGUCCCCACCCAGCGCCACCGUCACCCUCCCCGCCCCUGCCCCAGCUCAGUUUGGGCUCCUCCCAUUGGUCAUCGGCGUCGUCGUAGGCGUGGCCGUGCUGCUGCUGGGGCUCCUAUUGGCUGCUUGGCUGUGCCGGAGGAGGAGGGGUGGUUCCCGCUGGCGGGGGCUGCGCCCCGGGGACGACACCGGGGCCUUCCCCAUGGGGGACGUCGAAGUGGCCAACUGAGGCUGGCCACGCCCACCAAGAUGGCCGCCUCUGCCGCCGAGACCACGCCCCCAAGAUGGCCCAAACCACGCCCCCCAGAUGGCUCAAACCACGCCCCCAAGAUGGCUCAAACCACGCCCCCAAGAUGGCUCAAACCACGCCCCCAAGAUGGCCAGCAGCGCAAAAGACACGCCCACAAAAUGGCGCCGAGACCACGCCCCAAGAUGGCCACCAGAAUAAAGGGCACGUCCCAAAUAUGGCUGACAUUGCUGAGGCCCCCGCCCACAAGAUGGCUGCGGUGGGCGGUGCCGGGCCAAGGCAGCCAAUGAGGAUUGGUGGAUCCUGGCGGCGCCGUGUACUGAUUGGCCAAUUCUGGGCUGUGCGUGGAUUAUGCAAAUGAGAUGCUAAUGAGGGGUGUGA